AUGACUGCAGAGCUCUACUGGCCUCAAAAGGUCUAUCCUGUCACGGCAGAGGACGCGAACCACCACAAGCGCGUCCUCUUCGUGUGUCCCUUGACCCCAGCCAUCCUCCAAGACCCCACCCCACUCCUCCACCCUCUUGGCUACGCUGCAAGCCAGGCGACCGAAAGAUGCAUCGUGCUCUUCUCGACGCCAAACGGACCGCAACUGUAUCCCGAACUCCAGGCUGCGCCGAAGCAGCACUUUGCCGCCCUUAGUCGAUUCCUCGCGCAGGUGUACUCCGUGUUGGCAGCGGGCCAGUGGGACGCCGGCCGGCCGCUCACCGACGUCGAAGUGCGCUUCGACGGCGAAGACGGCGACUGGGCGCUCAAGCUCGGCUCACCAACCUUUGUGAUCGGGUUUGAGGGCCUGGCAGCCGACAUUGUGGCCAAGGCUGCCCCGAACCUCUCCAAGGAGGACCGGCGCUUCGUCCAGAUCGAGCCGGAGCUCGAGCAGCUCGUUAGGAAUCCCGGUACGAUUUCCACGGUCUCUGAGCCCGGGUAUCCCGUCGCCGCGAUGGGAGGGACGUUUGACCAUCUCCACGCGGCGCACAAGCUGCUCCUCCACAUGGCGUUGUUCGCGACGGAGCAGCGCCUCAUUGUCGGAGUCAUGGCUGACCGGUUGCUCGCAACUAAGAGCCACGCGGACGUACUCGAGGGCUUGGACACGCGUCUUGGGGCCGCGGCGGCAUUCCUGCGCCGCUGUGGUGGCGACGCGCGCGGCGUGGUUCUCGACGUCGUCGAGAUCCACGACGCUCUGGGUCCUACUGCCUGGGACCCCGAAGUAUCUCUGCUCGUCGUGAGCAAAGAGACACUGGGCGGGGGCAACUAUGUCAACCGCAUUCGUGGGGAGAAGGGAUUGAGCAUCCUCGACAUGCUUGCGAUCGACGUGAUUAGCUCCGAGUUUGCGCAUGACAAGAGAAGCACGCGUGACCUCAGUGCGGUGGACGACGCACAACUCAAGGACGCCAAGAUGGGAAGCACAGGCAUCCGCGAGUUUAUUGCGCGGCAAAAGCAGGCUUAG
Cutaneotrichosporon cavernicola is the source of this 1059-nucleotide messenger RNA. RefSeq lists its product as uncharacterized. NCBI's taxonomy places the organism in Eukaryota, Fungi, Basidiomycota, Tremellomycetes, Trichosporonales, Trichosporonaceae. Bases 1 to 1059 code for a protein of 352 amino acids. Gene Ontology annotation, biological process: coenzyme A biosynthetic process. The transcript has 2 exons. Gene Ontology annotation, molecular function: dephospho-CoA kinase activity. The record is from RefSeq and is a predicted model, not a curated record.